Anolis carolinensis (green anole) is the source of this 9353-nucleotide messenger RNA. It is a transcript of the gene st6gal2, whose product is annotated as ST6 beta-galactoside alpha-2,6-sialyltransferase 2. The record is from RefSeq and is a predicted model, not a curated record. Gene Ontology annotation, cellular component: Golgi apparatus. Bases 481 to 2070 code for a protein of 529 amino acids. Gene Ontology annotation, molecular function: beta-galactoside alpha-2,6-sialyltransferase activity. The transcript has 6 exons. NCBI's taxonomy places the organism in Eukaryota, Metazoa, Chordata, Lepidosauria, Squamata, Anolidae. Gene Ontology annotation, biological process: sialylation.
CUGCUGCCGCCCUCCUUUCUCAAACAAUGAGCGUCCCCUCCUCCUCUUUCUCCAUCUCCUCCUCCCCCCUUUUCUCUUUCUCUCUCUCUCUCCGCGAUUCGCAGUCCGGGAUUUGGAGUCAGUGGAAGCAGCAGGAGCCGUAGAGACACCGGCGAAGCAGGAACAGUAGUAAGCGCCUACCUGCCUUCCCGCCUGCCUGCCUUUGCCUCAGCAUGCCCACCCUUCAGCACCGAGGGCGAGCGGGGCUUGCCGCCAGCCCAGCAGCCACUUGGCAACAGCGAGGCCACCGGCAACAGCAGCAGCAGCUGGUUCUUUAACUGCGGCUCUCGCCCUCCUGUCACCUCGUCGGGGCACCGACCAUGAACUGACUGACGACCCGGGCUGCGGUGUGGCAUCGCCGCUCCCUUUUGCCCCUCCCUCCCGGUUUGACUUUCCUUUACCAGACCUUUAAGGUACAGAGGGAUUGGCAAAGACAUUGCCAUGAAACCUAACCUGAAGCAAUGGAAACAAGUAAUGCUGUUUGGAAUAUUUGCAUGGGGCCUCCUAUUCCUGGUGAUCUUCAUCUAUUUCACAGAUAGUAACACUGCUGAUGCAGUUCCCAGUUCUUUUUCUUACAUUGAGACUAAAAGGCUUUUGCCUAUUCAGGGCAAACAGAGAGCUAUCAUGGGAGCCAUUCAUGACCCAUCCUUUUCUGAAUCAGCAGUUGGGAAUGAAGUGCUGCUCAGUGACGAUGUCUUAGACUCAUUUAAAUCAGGAACUGGGAGCAUUAAAAAGUGGACUGACUUAGAGGAUGACUUUGAAAGCGAGGAAGAAUUUUUCCCUUCUCAAUUAAGAAGAAAAUCAAAAAGUGCUUUCUAUCAAAGGGAUAGUGAUUAUUUAUUUGCUGCUGGUCAGCCUCAGUCACAGAGCAGUGUUCAGCAAAUAGUGAAAUUAAUCUCUGCAGAGGGGGAGGAUCAGACGAGAAAGGCUUUUCAGAAUAAUUGGCUCUCUCAAAGGAAGAUAAAGAGAAGGCACACAAGACACAGAAGAAGCCAAAUGUUUGAAGAGUCUGAUGAGUGGGAUGGAAUAUAUUCUACAAUGUCAAAAUCGUUCCUGUACAGGCUUUGGAAAGGGGACGUCUCCUCCAAGAUGCUGAAUCCUCGCCUCCAGAAAGCAAUGAAAGAUUACCUGAAUACCAAUAAGCAUGGAGUGCGGUUUAGAGGGAAGAGAAACUCCAAGCUGACUUCUGAACAGCUCUUCUGUGAGCUGAAGGCACGGGUGAACAUCCGAACCAUUGAUGGCAAAGAAGCCCCCUUCUCUAUCCUUGGAUGGGAAAAGCAUGUGCCCCAGAUUUCUCUAAAUAAACUAUAUCCAAAUGGGUUUGGAAGCUGUGCUGUUGUGAUGUCUGCUGGUGCCAUACUGAACUCUUCUCUUGGGAAAGAAAUUGAUUCCCAUGAGGCAGUUCUACGAUUCAAUUCAGCUCCAACCCGAGGUUAUGAAAAAGAUGUUGGAAAUAAAACCACCAUGCGUAUUAUUAAUUCCCAGAUUCUUACCAAUCCAAACCAUCAUUUCAUUGAGAACUCCUUAUAUAAAGAUGUUAUCUUAGUAGCUUGGGAUCCUGCUCCCUAUUCUGCAAAUCUCAAUGUGUGGUUUAAGAAACCAGACUACAAUUUGUUUACUCCAUACGUACAACAUCGCAGAAAGAAUCCAAACCAACCAUUUUACAUUCUCCAUCCAAAAUUUAUAUGGCAGCUCUGGGAUAUCAUUCAAGAAAAUACCAAGGAAGAGAUACAACCCAACCCUCCUUCAUCAGGUUUCAUCGGAAUCCUCAUCAUGAUGUCAAUGUGCCAUGAAGUGCAUGUCUAUGAAUACAUUCCUUCAGUCCGACAGACUGAUCUUUGCCACUACCAUGAACUUUACUAUGAUGCAGCGUGUACCUUGGGGGCCUACCACCCACUGCUUUAUGAAAAACUGUUGGUGCAGAGGAUGAACAAAGGCUUCCAGGAUGAUCUGUACCGAAAAGGGAAAGUAAUUUUGCCAGGGUUCAGGUCAGUGAAGUGCCCUGGACACAAUCGGUUUCCAUAUACAUAAUGGUGAAUCUUUCUAAAACAAUGUGCAAUAAGGUGCUACUGUCAUACUGAUAACAAAAAAAGUACUUGAAAAUGUGUCCUAGACCAACCUAGUCUACAAUCUGUAAACUAUCAUUAACUAGAAGGCACAAAGGAAGUCCUUCCUUCUGAAGCCUCAUUAUUUAUUGCUUUGCAAACUGGUCUUUCUUCAGGCCUAACUUUUGUGAGAUGCAAAAUACAAGUGAAGGCAAACUAUAGUGAGUAUUUAUUUGCCCAUGGGAUCUGCCAAAAACACAUCAGACAACUAUGUCACAUGGGUCAGAUUCCUGUCCUUUAAACUCAGCCUUUUAAUGGCUACAUCCUUACACAAGUAAAUAAAAUCAUAUCCACCGACCAUUUUUCAUGCUAACCUAGGCUAUCUCUGCUUUUCUUAGGUUAAAAAAGUCCAUACGUAUCAAUAUCAGAUACUUACAGAACAUAAUGAGCCAUAUGCUUUUAAUUCAAGAUUUAUUUAGACUUACACUGAUCAUUGGAUUUGGCACCCUAAAUUUAAAAUGUUUGUGUUAGUUUCUUUUAAUGUGCAUAAUUUCUUGGGACACGCAAAUGAUCGCUAUGUAGAGAAAAGAAUAAGAAGGCAGUCUCUUCAGUGCCUCGGAAAAAGCAUAUUACAGUUUUUGGGUAUGUGAGAUAUGUUGGGGAAGGCAGAAUGGAGAUGUUUGCUGUCGUAUUUUGGAAACAGAAGAUUAUAUUUUUCCCAUUUCUUUUGUGUAUAUUUAGUGUUCAGCCCACUCCAAGACAAAGGUUCAUCUAAUUUGGAACAACUUCAUUUGUCAAUUUAAUAAUUCGGUUUGCCGGAAUGUGAUUUCUAGUAGUCAGCCAGAAGUAAAUUCAGCCAUGUAAAGUGUUCAUAGCACAGUGUAAUAUAGAGGCCCUCAAUUCAUGCAAGAUCUUGGCUCCACAUGGAUGAUACAAAUUAAUUUCAAGUUGCAAUUUUCUGCAAGUUCAGUGUAUUCAUGUCAAGGCUUUUUUACCCCAUUAAAGACAGCCCAUGAGAAUAUCAUUAGAACAGACACUGUGUUGUCAAAGGCUUUCACAAACUCUGAGGAUGCCUGCCAUAGAUGUGGGUGAAACAUCAGGAGAGAAUACUUCUGGAACAUGGCCAAACAGCCCGGAAAACAUACAACAACCCAGAACAGACAAUGACACACAAACAUCCAUGUUUUAAAAAAACAAGCAAAUAGAACGGCUUUUAAAGUGCUUUGUUGCCUGUAUGUUCAGUCUGGUUCUACGUAGAUGCAGUGCCCAAGCAAUUCAGCAUAGUCAUAACAGUUCCUUCUCCCUUCUAUAUCUCUGCCUAUGCCUAGCAUUUGAACAUUUACUACCUCUGAACAUUUCACUGGGACACUGUAUCUAAUUACCAUGGAUAUGUUAUCUGUGGAAUCUUUUCAGAGCAUUCGAUACAUUUUAUCUUGCCCAUUAUUUAAAACAUACAUUCUCUCAUUAUUAAAAAUGAAGAUAAUAAAAUCUAUAAUUUCAGAGUGAGUAAGGCUAGCCAUUCAAGUCUGCAUAGCAUACCAAAUGCACAUUCUUCUUUCUCCCAUAAACACUCUAAUGCAGCAUUUUAUAGCUUUACAGCUAAUGGCAUGUGUCAAAUCAGAAAAACCCUAGUAGGGGUGAAAAAUAUUUUUGUGCUUUUGGGUUGCUUAUCAAAAUUACGCAUUUUAUACCUCAUUUUAAAAUCAAUUUGUGAUUUUUCCCCCCAAAAAAAUCCAUGCAUCUAAAUCUAUAAGCCCUUUGGCAUAUAAGCCACAUGAUUCAUAUAAGUAUGAGAUCAUGCAUCUGUUUUUUAAAAAGGGGAAAUGCAUACUGAAUGUGUAGCCUAAGAAAAGUACAUUACAAAUGUAUCCAUUCCGUAAAAUCCAUACAGAUUUCCUUGUAGAAAGAAGAUGAAAAAAUCAGUCCCACAACUAAGGGAAUACAGGCAGAAUUUUUAGAGAAGCAACAAAAUUAAAAUUGAAUACCCCCUAAUAUGUAGUCCUCGUUGGCAAUCUCUGUAUCUCAUUGUUUAGGCGAAGCAUGCUGUUGUUUAGUAUUUUCAUCCAACUAGUUUCAAAGAGGCAGUUUUAACCUACAGACAUUCUGAAAAGGGUGGGUAACAUCCUAAGACUGGGGCUCUGUUGGGUCUCUGUGGCACUAUGGAGAGCCACAUCCCCCAUGUCCUAUCUCACCAUCUAAAAAUGGCAUAUCUUGUAUUUGGGUACUGUCUAAUGGCCAAUAGCAGUCCAAAAAGCUCUAGGCUUGAUGUUUCCUAUUCCAUUGCCUUCGACAAUCUUUUUGCACCCCCUUUGCCUGUUUCAGGGCCAAAGAGGCCCUCAUUUUCAAUUGGGAAGUGACUAGAUUAUCACUUUUUGCUUGGAAAAUUAGUUUUAAAAGUUCAGGAAGUUAAAAUGACCAGUAGCACCUCCAGAAUCCGUUGCUAAGUGCUAAAGCCCAUUGUGAAGCCAAGAAAAAAAAAUAACCCACCACUUAAUUUUAGGAUGAUGGGUGUCACAGAAGGAGCUUGGGAUUGUAUGCAUCCACAGGCAGCACUUUCUUGACACUUGAGGGGAUCACCUUUUUUUAAAAAAAAAAAAAACCUCAACUAAUUGUAGUCAUAGAACAUAAUUUAGAUGAGCAUUUGUUCUCCAAAAUACAAACUAUUAUUGAGACAGUAUUCACAUUGUAACAUUAAAUAGUUAAAAACACUAAUGCAUUUACUGCGACAUAAAUUGGGUGGAGGAAAACAGAAAAGGGGAAAUAGCAGAGGACUACUGCCAGUACUGCUCUGUUCUUCCCCCUUUUGUUAAACAUUUUUCACAAGUGAAGAAAAAAAAUUAGUAGAAUUGGUGAAAUGUUCCUGAAAAUUCAUACUGUUCAAUUUAAGACAGUAAAUGAAUGUGUAUUAGAUGUUAAAUAGAAUUUUGUAUGUUUUCUAGUCCAUCAUAUAAUAUAUAUAGUACCUUUGCAAUCUAAGUCAGAUUUAUAAAUAUUACAUAAAUGUCUGUAAUUCCUACUUGAAUUCAGUGAGAAAUCUCACUUUAAAAAAGUAUGAAGCCUGUUUUAGCCUUUGCUUUAUUUGCUAGUUAGCAAGACACAUUUUUAAAAAGCAAAGGUUGAUAGUAGAGGUGAGUAUUGAUUGGCAUAAAGAUGUUGAACCUCACAUUUUCUUUGCACUGAUAGCUGCACAGAUGAAAACUUGCACUCAACAACCCCUUGAGUAAAUGUACUUAUUCCUGCGACUGUUAUCUGUUAUGGUCUAUGCUUUCCACUGUGGAUUUUUUUUUAAUGUGGUGCUCUUUCCAUUUUUAUACAUAAUGCCUUCAGAUGGUUAAAUCAAGGUGUUCUUUCUUUAUUAUAACAGAUUGUUUUCAAAUUGAUUGUUUUUGUUGAUAAACAAAAAUGCUCCAACUGUAGUAUUAGUUUUAUUCUCACAUGUAAUUGGAGGCAUAUUCACACCAUCAUUAGUUUUCUAAAGUGAUUUUUUCUCAUCUAUAAGUUGUUUUGUUAACAGUGUUAGCUGCUUACUCCCAGGUGAAUGUGUGUGUAUAAGAUUUCAUCAUAUAUAUAUAUAUAUAUAUAUAUAUAUAUAUAUAUAUAUAUAUGUAUGUAUGUAUGUAUGUACCUGGAAGUAUGUCCCAUUGGACUGUCUGGGAUUUACUUCCAUGUAAAAAGGACUGUGCUGUAAAUUAAUUUUGGAGCAACUAAAAUGAUAGUGUGUAAGACAGAAAAGAUCUAAUAUAAAUCCAGUUGCACAAUGGGAGAUAUAAAUGUAACACUAAGACCUAGUUUGAAUGCAUAAGCAACAGGGAACUCCCUCCUGUACUCUUUAUUUAGUAGAGUCUUGGGGAGACAGGAGCUUGCCAUUUUAGAUUAACUCUAGUUUAUUGUUAUAUCCAAGAAUGACAAACUGCAGCUAGGUUAAACUAUGGUUUGCUAAAGCAAGAUAGGCUCAGGUAUCUGAUCCUAAAGUAUAAUUUAAACUUGAGUUUAUUCUAGUUCAGGAUGAAUGACUAAGUGCAGUUAGAAUAAAACAGAAUGAAAUUGCUCCCAAUAACCUUCUCAUGCUUGCUCCAGAUGUGAAAUACUCCUUCUUGAAAUGUAUAGCAUUAAGCUUUAUUCUCUUAUGAUGUAAUAAAUUACAGUUUCAACCAGCCCACAUGGCUAUGGUUUGAGGGCCCAUCUACAUGGGCCACAUACGUUGGUGCAGAUCCAUAGUGAGAUACUCCAGAUCGACACCACAGAAGACUGCAUGGCCAGCUGCUGAACCAGCAGUGUCGGCUGGAUGGACCACAUGGCCCAGUGGUGUCAAAUCUGGUUCAGCACCACUGGACAACCAGUCAUACCUUCCCCCUCUUGGCUUAGCAAUGGCAUUGGCUUCGCAGUGACUACCAGGAGCUUAUCAUUCAUUGCAUCUGUUAAUAUUGGCUCGAGCUACAGAGCCCUGCAGGAGAAGGAAGAGGGGGAAGAAGGAAUCACAUUCUCCUUUCCCCUCCACCAAUUGCUCUGUUUAGCAUCAGUGGAGGUAAUAAGUAACAACCACCAGCAAUUUUGCACCUGGUGAUCACCACUAAGCUGAGGACAAGAAGGGGAAGGUGCCAUCCUCUAAGCAGGAUGGGCAGUUCCAAAUAGAAACCGGACCAACUGUUGACACCACCACAAAGUGCCAAAGACUUUUUCUAAAUUCAAGACAAGACUGCAUUAAGUAGUCCUGGUGGGCAUAAAGGCAAAUGGGUCCCAUGAAUCAUGUGGAUGCCAUGGAGUUCAUUCAUCCCACCCUGCCUCAUGUAGAUGGGCUCUGAGCUGACUAGAAGUGAUAGGAUUUAAUGUUCAACACAUUUGGAAGGAAUCAGGUUGGGAAAAGCUAAAUUAGCCUCAUAUCUGAUGAUGUUGUUAUGCAGCCUACUACCGUAUGGGUUUACAAAUAAAUAUUAUAUGUAUAUUUACAUUGAUUAUAUGUAAAGAAUACAACUCUUGAUAGCCCCUCCUAAGCAAAUUCACUUGGACACAACUUCUGUUGAAACCAAUAGGACAGUGGUUCUCAGCCUGUGGAUCCCCAGAUGUUUUGGCCUUUGACUCCCAGAAAUCCUAAUAGCUGGUAAAUUGGCUGGGAUUUCUGGGAGUUGUAGGCCAAAGCACAUGGGGGCCCACAGGUUGAAAACCACUGCAAUAGGACAUAUUUAGGAUUGAGAUGCAAGUCUAUGAAGUGAGGAUUGCCAUCCUUACUUGCCGUGUCCUGCUUUUCCUCACAGGAAAUACUGAAAAGGGAGAUACUGAAAAGUUGGACCAGUUUUUAAGGGCAUCAGUGGUAAAUUGCAUUCUAGAUCUUUGUAUGGAAGGGGCUAUGUGGUCCUUUUGCAUGGAAGCCAGCAACCAAGAAGGGAACGAUGUGUCCUUCCUAUUCAGCAACGUACUUCAAUUGCGCGAUGUUAAUGUUGUCAAAUCAGCCCUGUGGUCAUGUAAGCUUUCACGCCUCAGUCAAAGAUGUUAUACACAUCAUGCAGAAGUGGCAAUAAUGAAAGAUGCCAAAUGCUCUAUAUUUGCUAUAAAAACCCUUCCUUGGCUCAUUCCUUGGCUGUUCAUGAAAAUAUGAUUCAGUCUCUAAAUGAUUUCUAACACUUGAAAAACAUGACUAGAAGGUAUUUUGAAUUCUGUUCAACAAAGAUUUUCUGUCCACAAAUUGAACAUUGACUUUUCUAACUUAGGAGUUCUUGCAAAUCAUUGCAUUCUUGUCUUUAAACUAACUCUGCCACUGUUUUCUCACUCUCCCUCGCACACACAGUGGCACAGGUGCACACGUACAAAUACACACUUUGUGUUUGUGUAGUUUUAUGUGUGCUUCAAUUGUGCAUAAAUAAGGUUAAGGUCACUCUUUUCAUGUGGAUUUCAGUAUUUUGCCACUUAACAUAAUUUACAAAACUGAACUGAAUAUUGAGUGCAUUGUCUUGAAAAAUAUGUGCCAAUCUGGAAGUACAAUCAGUUGGUUUUAUUAUGUGCAAGUUUCCACACUUUAUAAUGCUUAUUUAGAGAUAUCUACAUAUCUGUCUGUAUAAAGGGAACACCUGAUUUAACUGUCUACUGAAUGGUGGGAAGAUUUUGGCCAUUUAGCCCCUUUCUACACUGCCAUAUAAUCCAGAUUAUCAAAGCAGAUAAUACACAUUAACUGCUUUGAACUGGAUUAUAUGAGUCUACACUGCCAUAUAAUCCAAGUCAAAGCAGAUAAUUUGGAUGGUUCAUUUCUGAAAGGGGAUACAAGCAAGAGGGUCUGCAAACUCUUUGCAAUGGCAAGUCUCUACUGUCAAGAGCAAAACGAGUCCCUUCUUUUGCAACAAAAAUACUUUUUGAGGGAAGCAACAGCUCCUAUGGGAGAGCCUGAAGUAACAAAAGGCAACCUUUGGCCAUCUACUUCCAGAAUUUCCAGAAAUCCCAACCUAUAGUAAGGGAUAAUGAGUUGUAAUCCAAAACACCUGGAAGGCUAAUGGUUCCCCACUUUAUUUUACCAAAAAAAAAGUAUACAGUAUUUGAUACUGAAGAUUUCAGGAUACAGGAUGGGAUCUAACAUAGUGCAGAUGGAAAGCAUCUUUGUGCAACCGGUCUUUCUUUUGUCUCCCUUCAUGCUGUAGUACCUCUGGUUCUACACACACACACACACACACACACAACAUCACUCCAGAGGAUUGAGAAACAUGCUGAAUGUCAUCAGCAACACUUCACAGAACUACAGUAGGAUGGACAAAUCACUACAUAAACCUUGUGUAACCAGAGUAAGAUUCUUCUGGCCCAUUUGGGGUGAUUUAUCCUUUCCUGCUGCAGUCCUGUAAGACACAACCCACAAUUAACUGUCUUCAGAAUUCACUAGAAUAUCCAGAGUGGGCUGCAAAAGAAGGGAAUCAAUUGAUAGGUAGCAAGAACUUUCCUCCCCUCAAACAAAAUAUCAUUUGAAACUGUUCCUGAAUGUUCAUCUGUGCACACACCUUCUAUUUAUACAUAUCAUCUCAUCCUCUAAAUCUGUAGUUGCUGAGCUAUUCCAAUAGAAGACUGUGUACUUUUUAAUAGCCUUGAAAAUUAUUUUGUAUGAUGAUUUUUUAAGUGAAUGUGCACUCUUCAAGAAAUUAAAGCUUGAGAUUUUCCAGGAGUCACAUUUUUAAACAGUGUUUGUAUACAUUUUAACACUUUUGUAUUUUCUAUUUUGGUUUUAUAUAUUUUUAUGUAUGCACAGUGUACAGUUUUUUCUUGUAAAUAAAGUUUGUUUUUUAUUUGCAUAGAAAA